Messenger RNA from Plasmopara halstedii, 927 nucleotides. Its product is annotated as mitogen-activated protein kinase. The transcript has 8 exons. NCBI's taxonomy places the organism in Eukaryota, Oomycota, Peronosporomycetes, Peronosporales, Peronosporaceae. Gene Ontology annotation, biological process: mRNA splicing, via spliceosome. The record is from RefSeq and is a predicted model, not a curated record. Gene Ontology annotation, molecular function: protein binding. Gene Ontology annotation, cellular component: catalytic step 2 spliceosome. The coding region runs from base 1 to 927 and encodes 308 amino acids.
AUGGCGAGCGACGUACCCAGCGUUUGCGUGCGUGAGCUCUAUGGCCAUCACGGACCCGUAAAUGCCGUGCGCUUUAACUCCAAGGGUACGUAUGUGAUGACUUGUGGCCAGGACAAAACGGUGAAGCUAUGGAACCCGCAUCGUGACGACUUGGAAAAUCCACAUAACGCACUUUUGAUCCAGACGUACAAAGGUAGACACGGAUACGACGUGCAAGAUGUUACGAUAGCUCACGACAAUUCCAAAUUUGCAUCGUGCGGUCGAGACCGAGACAUUUUUAUGUGGGACGUGCCUACUGCUCAUGUUACUCGCAAGUUUGAAGGCCACGAGCAUAGCGUUAACUGCGUGCGUUACAACGCCGAUUCAUCCGUAUUGCUGAGUGGUUCCUAUGACAAGACGAUUCGAGCUUGGGAUAUCAGGGCACGUAACGCAUUCACACCGAUUCAAGUAAUGGACGAUUUUAAAGAUAGUGUCACAUCAUUGGUCGUCACGGAUUAUGAAAUCGUUGCAGGGUGCGUUGAUGGGACAGUGCGUACGUACGACCUUCGCGCUGGUCAGCUCUUCUGCGACCAUAUUGACGAGCCUGUAGUGUCGAUCGCCCAAUCCCCUGACGCGCGUUUCAUGAUUGCUGGAUGUCUUGACGGCUCCAUCCGGCUGAUUGAAAAAGCCAACGGUACAGAAAUCAAAAGCUAUCGUGGGCAUAUCGUGCAGAGCUACAAAAUCGAGUGUGACUUCUCGAGCGACGGAGCGUAUGUGCUUAGUGGUUCUGAAAAUGGAAAAAUAUACUGGUGGAAUCUUGUGGAUGCGAAGAAUGCGCAUACAGUUAUUGCACAUUGCAAACCGGUCCGGGUACUCGAGUGCCAUCCGGAGAGUAGCAUGUUUGCUACAGGCUGUAUUGACGGCUCCGCAAAGGUUUGGUCCCAUUAA